Messenger RNA from Nomascus leucogenys (northern white-cheeked gibbon), 5734 nucleotides. It is a transcript of the gene EBF1, whose product is annotated as EBF transcription factor 1. Gene Ontology annotation, biological process: regulation of transcription by RNA polymerase II. The transcript has 17 exons. Gene Ontology annotation, molecular function: RNA polymerase II cis-regulatory region sequence-specific DNA binding; DNA-binding transcription factor activity, RNA polymerase II-specific. The record is from RefSeq and is a predicted model, not a curated record. NCBI's taxonomy places the organism in Eukaryota, Metazoa, Chordata, Mammalia, Primates, Hylobatidae. Bases 713 to 2527 code for a protein of 604 amino acids.
CUCUCUUUCCCUCCCCCCCUUUCCUCUCUCCCUCUCUCCCCUUCCCCCCACCCUCUCUGGUGUAUCUGUCUACGGCAACCAGCGUCCUCCUCAUCUACACGCAAAGGAAAGAAACAUCUUUGGUUGGGAGAGAAGGAGGAAAAAAAAAGAGAGAGAGAGGAAAAAACUUGCCUGGUUGUGGAAAAUGACACUUGAAGUAGCAAAGCCGGCAGCGCGAGUUGAGUCUAUUGUUUCUUAAAUUGCCAUCAGGGUUUUUUUUUUUUUUUUUUUUCUUCCUGCUUCUUCAAGUGAAGGGUACCUCUACAAAAGGAAACUCCAGCCCCUCCUGUCCUCCACCGGCCUGUGAUCAUUACAAAAAAAAAAAAAAAAGCAAAAAAAAAAAAAAAGCACCCAAACCAAAAAUCAACCAACCAAAACAACCCCCAACAGCCAAGCAUACAUCUCUAAUUUUAUUAUUUUGGUCUUUUCGUUGGAUUUUCCCUUUCUUCUUUUUUUCGGGUUAUCGCUCAGUUUUGAGCAGAGGUUUACAUUUUUUAAAAAUUUGCUUUCCAGCCCGCCUUGAUCUUCUAAGUGCGAGUUCAUCGUCUGAGAAAAAAAAUCUCUGGUUGGCGUUUUUGUUUCUUUUCUUUUUCUUUCUUUUCUUUCCCUUUUUUUUUUUUUUUUUAAAUUUUUUCAAGGGGGAGGAGAUUUUCCACAAGAAAAGGUUGUUUUCAUGUUUGGGAUUCAGGAAAGCAUCCAACGGAGUGGAAGCAGCAUGAAGGAAGAGCCGCUGGGCAGCGGCAUGAACGCGGUGCGGACGUGGAUGCAGGGCGCCGGGGUGCUGGACGCCAACACGGCGGCGCAGAGCGGGGUGGGUCUGGCCCGGGCUCACUUUGAGAAGCAGCCGCCUUCCAAUCUGCGGAAAUCCAACUUCUUCCACUUCGUCCUGGCCCUCUACGACAGACAGGGCCAGCCCGUGGAGAUCGAGAGGACAGCGUUUGUGGGGUUCGUGGAGAAGGAAAAAGAAGCCAACAGCGAAAAGACCAAUAACGGAAUUCACUACCGGCUUCAGCUUCUCUACAGCAAUGGGAUACGGACGGAGCAGGAUUUCUACGUGCGCCUCAUUGACUCCAUGACAAAACAAGCCAUAGUGUAUGAAGGCCAAGACAAGAACCCAGAAAUGUGCCGAGUCUUGCUCACACAUGAGAUCAUGUGCAGCCGCUGUUGUGACAAGAAAAGCUGUGGCAACCGAAAUGAGACUCCCUCAGAUCCAGUGAUAAUUGACAGGUUCUUCUUGAAAUUUUUCCUCAAAUGUAACCAAAAUUGCCUAAAGAAUGCAGGAAACCCACGUGACAUGCGGAGAUUCCAGGUCGUGGUGUCUACGACAGUCAAUGUGGAUGGCCAUGUCCUGGCAGUCUCUGAUAACAUGUUUGUCCAUAAUAAUUCCAAGCAUGGGCGGAGGGCUCGGAGGCUUGACCCCUCGGAAGGUACGCCCUCUUAUCUGGAACAUGCAGCUACUCCCUGUAUCAAAGCCAUCAGCCCGAGUGAAGGAUGGACGACGGGAGGCGCGACUGUGAUCAUCAUAGGGGACAAUUUCUUUGAUGGGUUACAGGUCAUAUUCGGUACCAUGCUGGUCUGGAGUGAGUUGAUCACUCCUCAUGCCAUCCGUGUGCAGACCCCUCCUCGACACAUCCCUGGUGUUGUGGAAGUCACACUGUCCUACAAAUCUAAGCAGUUCUGCAAAGGAACACCAGGCAGAUUCAUUUACACAGCGCUCAACGAACCCACCAUCGAUUAUGGUUUCCAGAGGUUACAGAAGGUCAUUCCUCGGCACCCUGGUGACCCCGAGCGUUUGCCAAAGGAAGUAAUACUCAAAAGGGCUGCGGAUCUGGUAGAAGCACUGUAUGGGAUGCCACACAACAACCAGGAAAUCAUUCUGAAGAGAGCGGCUGACAUUGCCGAGGCCCUGUACAGUGUUCCCCGCAACCACAACCAACUCCCGGCCCUUGCUAACACCUCGGUCCAUGCGGGGAUGAUGGGCGUGAAUUCGUUCAGUGGACAAUUGGCCGUGAAUGUCUCCGAGGCAUCACAAGCCACGAAUCAGGGUUUCACCCGCAACUCAAGCAGCGUAUCACCACACGGGUACGUGCCGAGCACCACUCCCCAGCAGACCAACUAUAACUCCGUCACCACGAGCAUGAACGGAUACGGCUCUGCCGCCAUGUCCAAUUUGGGCGGCUCCCCCACCUUCCUCAACGGCUCAGCUGCCAACUCCCCCUAUGCCAUAGUGCCAUCCAGCCCCACCAUGGCCUCCUCCACAAGCCUCCCCUCCAACUGCAGCAGCUCCUCGGGCAUCUUCUCCUUCUCACCAGCCAACAUGGUCUCAGCCGUGAAACAGAAGAGUGCUUUCGCACCAGUCGUCAGACCCCAGACCUCCCCACCUCCCACCUGCACCAGCACCAACGGGAACAGCCUGCAAGAUCAGUCUUUUGUGGACUCUAGCAAGUUCUCCAGUGCAGGGUCUCUCCCGGGACUGGCCUUCUCCUGAACGAUAUCUGGCAUGAUUGUUCCUCCUAUGUGAAAGAAUUGCCUUGAAGAAUUGUAUUAAUGAAGAGGUUGGAUUCUGCUACAGAGAGUAAUCUGAUACAAGUCCCAGAGUGGAACUUUUAACUCAGGCCUUUUUAAGAGGAAUCACAAUAACUGCAGAUUUUUAAACAAACAAAAUCACCGACCUUGCAAAUACUGAAAUUUGGAAGAGGGAUCUGCAAGUGCAGGGUGUUGGUUAAAGUUGUACCUCCCAAGUAUUUGGGGGAUAUAUUUAUUCUGUAUUGACAAAAGCAAAUCCACUUUUUCUUUUUCUUUUUUUUUUAAGCUUAAUUCUGCAAUCAUUUGUCUUUUAUAAACCGUAAAGCUCUAUACAAGGGACACUAUAAAUAAGACUCCAUGUUUUAAUUUAUGAUGUUUUUAAAGCUGUGUAAAGGAAGAAUGAAGUGGUGAUAUUUACAAAAAAGUAAAAAAAAAAGAAAAGAAAAAAGAAAAAAAAAAAGCUUGUAUGGGACAGAAUAGGAAUGCCAGUUAGAUUUUUUAGAAGAACUAAGGGUCGGCUUUUGCGCCUUAAAGCAUAUCAAAUGGUAGUUAGCUCAGACAGUGCAUUUUCAAUAUCUAACUUAACAUGCCACCCCUUAGCAGUGCAAGCUUAUUUAUCUCUUUUGUAUUGUUGUCUUAAGUAACUGUGUAAAUAAAUGCAGCCUGGAAAGUUAAAACGCGAUGUAAGUGAUCACAUUUUUCCCUCUACUCGAAAAUCCAGUGCCUCUAGACAGAUUGUUAAAACUGCAUAUUUAAAUCUGAUCUCAUUCUCUCCUUUUACUUAAGUCAGUUUCUUCUGAAGCCGAUGGCCUCUCGAGAGCUUGGUGGCACACAUACUGUGUGAGAAUCUCCUUUGAGACUUCAUGGAACAGGGUCCAGGCACAGAAUUCCACACUCUGCCCUCCAGUUAACAAGCCAAAACCUCACGUACGCUCCCCCAUUUGCAAGUUUAAAGUUUACUCAUCCUAAAUGCUGACUUCAUACCUAUCUUCCAAAAGUUGAUAAGAGCAACGUGGCAGGUAUUUUCGAUUUUCCCAUUCAAGAUACUGCCUCUACCAGUCGACCCUUACCAUUUGUAACAUAAUAGAUUAAAACAACAGGUUAAGUGCUUUGGAAUUAAGAGUUAAAGGGAACCCGGGGUGGGGAAAGGAAAAGAAGGUUGAGACCUCCAAAACAUAGUUUUCUGUUCUAUGGGAAUUUUUGCUCUCAUUAUCUGGGAAGUGUUCUUAAAAAUAAGAAUUAAAAGCAAAGAUGCAGCAAAGCUCUGAGGAUGCAUUUGCCUGAUAUUUUUUUCUUUGCUCUUGUGUUUUUGUAUGUAGUUAUAAAUACUGUAGAUUUUUUUUGUGAUUUUUUGCCAAAGUUCUUGUUCUAUUUAUACAUUUUAAUGUCUUAAGACAUUUUUUCAAUAUCACAAAAAGAUUUUACUGCAUAUUUUGCAAAGAAAAAAAGCUCACUACCUUUAGCUUGCACAUACUUGCAAAGUUAAUUAAAAGGCUUUUUGUUUUAAAGGGGAUUUUGUAAAAUAUCCAUAUAAAUAAUGUAUUUAUCUUUCGAAUUUGUACAUUGCUUUUCCCUUCUUCCUCUUCCUCCCACCCCCAAUUUAUUUUAUUGUGUAUGUUUGCUAUGUGAAAAGUGCGUAUUUGUUUGGUCACCUACACUUGUAUUAGCUGUUUCAAUGUGAUUUUUAAACAUUUCAUUUAUAGUUAUUUUUAGUAUUGUUAUAAACCAUGCUUCAGUUUUUUUAAUUUCCACCCAAAAGUCAUUGUCUAUUUUUGUAUUAUUUGUAAGUUAAGAAGUUUUUUCCAAUAUAUGGCAAAAAAAAUAGUAGCAUAUUAUUCUUGUAGUAUUUAGUUCAGUAGAUUAAAAAAAAAUGUAUCCUUUGCUUUGGAAGCUUACAAAACAACCCUAAUGCUGUUUUACUCUAUUAAUAUGCAUGGAAUCUCUCCCUUUGGAGUGACGCAUUUUGUGCAUUAAAUUCUAGGGAGAAACUUCAUAGAAAUCAAUGAACAUACUUUCUUUCUUAAGUCUGCUUGUAUAUUUUCUCUGUCUUUCACAUAAAUAUAAACCAGCAGAUUGGAUGCCUUAACAAUGCAAAUCAUAUUCAUUUCACUUGUACAUUGUAACUGUGCACCAGAACUGUCAGUCAUCACUAACAUUCUAAGAAAAAAGAAAAAGAAAAAAAGAAAAAAAAAAAGAAAUCGAAAAGCACAAAAGAACUGUUUUGUUACCUUAAGACAAUGUAACUUUUUCUAGUAGAGCAAGAAAUCAUUUACAACAAUGCUGCAACUGUGCAUGCCCCCAUAUGGAUUUUGCAAUGGUUUUCACUAGACUGUCAAGAGUGCGAUUUUUAUGGGUUGGGGUGGGUGGGGGAGGGGAGUUGUGGGAGGGUAAGGGAGGGAGGAAAGCUGUUUUUCAUGGUGAGAAAUAAUAAUGAUGACUAAUAAUAAUAAAAAAACUGGAAAAUGUAAGCAAGGUGGACGCAUUGCUUCUCGGUACUCAGAAAGGUUAUCUGAAUUUGCGUGGUAAGCGCUGGCCUGAAGAUGUACACAAGUUAAAGCCAUAUUUUGUCUGGUGAGCCCCUUAACUGUUUCUGAAGGAAUGAACGGUGAGCCGGGAAGGUGCCCGGCUUAGACCUUGACAACAGACGCUACCCAUUUGUCAGCCAUGUGCAGUGGUUAGAACUCUUCUUGAAAGUCCAAAGAGCCUUUAAAAUGUGUAUAAUUUGUGUUUCGUUGCUUCCAUUUCUAUUGAUUAGAUGAAAAGACAUUCUGGCCCUCUGAUCCUCUUUCUUCUCCACAAAAGUUUUACAAAUAAAAGAUGUUCCCCUAAAUACAGAAUAUGGCUUUAAGAAGAAAAUGAAAUGAAGAAUUAAAUUAAGAGUUCAGUGUUGGGGCAAAAAUAGAGCUUCUGGAUGACUGGAUUGCAUAACAUUGCCCUGGCCUCACAUUGUACUAGGAUGCAGCUUAAAUGAAGUCAUCUCUAAAUCUACUAACCUUUCACCUUCUUAUCAAAACUUUUUCAAUAGACACACACUGUACAGUUCAAUUGUUAGAGAACCUAACUACUGUAGAGAUUGUUAUAAUUUUUUUUUUUUUGCAAAAAUUCAAGCUGUAAAAACUUUUCAACUUUCACAAUAUUUAAUUAAAGUUACUUCCUGUCUGUGAUGGCA